CUCAGAGAGAGACAAACGCACGCCCAACCCGGAUGCUCUGAUAUCGAGAUAGUUUGUGGGGUCUUUUUUCGGAGAGGUUAAGGCAAUUUCAGUACUGUUCAUGGGAACAGCUCCCAUUUUGUUUGCGUCGGCUCAGUUCCAUCGAGAGCCGCAUCGUUUCUCGUCGUUUUGAAGCGUACCCGGACACUGCGCGUUAGUAGUGUUAAGGAGUGAAGAAGGCAGGCUGCAUGCUGGAAGUCUCGCUCAUAAGGAGGUCAGUUGCGUGCCGAGCCUUGCACGGUGUACUACCACUGGGUCUGAGUGAUGGCGGAGUGUGGGAGAAAGGGGCUGUCUCUUCUUGAGGCGGCCCGUUCUCGCUAUGAGAGCUUGCAGAUAUCCGACGAUGUAUUUGGGGAGUCUGGGGACGACAGUAGCGAAAACCCCUUCUACAGUACAACGGGCGACUCGAAUUCGGACAACUACACGGACGACGCGAAGGCAAGCGAUGCAGGGAGUAGUCCAACCUGUGGGCUGCUUGGCUCAUCCUCCAACAGCCAGGCGGAGGAGGAGGGAUGGAGCCACGCGUUUCAAGACAUCAGCGUCCCCCAGUAUACGGACACGCAUGGUCCCACCCAGAAAAUGGCGGCCACAUCUACAGCCAUGGACUUCUUCCAGCUCUUCGUCCCUGACAACGCGAUCCAGAACAUGGUGACUCAGACCAACAUGUAUGCCAAGAAGUACCAGGAGCGCUUCGGCAGCGAUGAGGGCUGGACCAGUGUGACCGUGACAGAGAUGAAGGCUUUCCUCGGCUUCGUGAUCUCCACCAGCGUGCACCGCUGCGAGUCGGUCCUGAGCAUCUGGAGCAGUGGAUUCUUCGGCAACCGCAGCAUUGCACUGAAGAUGAACCAAGCACGCUUUGAGAAGAUCCUCAAAUACUUCCAUAUCGUGGCCUUCCGCUCAAGUCAAGGGGGCAAUCAGGGCCUGUACAAGAUCCAACCCUUCCUGGACUCGUUACAGCAGAGCUUCGGGUGUACGUUCCGGCCCUCACAAACCCAAGUCCUUCAUGAGCCCCUGAUUGACGAGGAUCCCGUCUUCAUCACCACAUGCACGGAGAGGGAGCUGCGCAAAAGGAAGAAGAGGAAGUUUAGCCUAUGGGUACGCCAGUGCAGCUCUACUGGCUUCAUCUGCCAGAUCUAUGUGCAUCUGAAGGAGGGCCCUGGCCCAGAUGGGCUCGACACCCUGAAGAACAAACCCCAGCUCCACAGCCUGGUGGCCAAGCAACUCUGUCAGAACCUGGCAGGCCGCGGGGCCAUCAUUUUCACUGGCCCGAGCAUCACAAGCCUCUGCCUCUUCCAGGAGUUUGAGAAGCAGAACAUCUACUGCUGUGGGCUUCUGAGCACCAGGAAGAGCGACUGCACGGGUCUGCCUCAGUCCAUGCUCCGCAACCCCGACGGUCCGCAGCAGCGGGGCCACUCCCGAAUCCAGAUGAAGGGCAGCACGUCACUCAUCAGCUGGUACAACAAGGGCAACUUCAGGUUCCUCACCAACGCCUACUCGCCUACCAAGCAAGGCAUGAUCAUUAAGAGGAAGAGUGGGGAAAUCCCCUGUCCGCUGGCGGUGGAGGCUUUUGCUGCCCAUCUCAGCUACAUCUGCAAAUACGACGACAAGUACAGCAAGUACUUCAUUUUCCACAAGCCCAAUAAGACGUGGCAGCAGGUCUUCUGGCUGACCAUCAGCAUUGCCAUCAACAACGCCUACAUUCUCUACAAGAUGUCCGACGCCUAUCACGUCAAGCGCUACAGCCGAGCCCAGUUUGGCGAGAGGUUGGUCAAGGAGCUUUUGGACUUGGACGACUGCUCGCCUACCCAGUGAAGUGACCACAAGCUGUCUAGCACCCCCCCCCCCC
This is a messenger RNA of Electrophorus electricus (electric eel), 1885 nucleotides long. It is a transcript of the gene pgbd5, whose product is annotated as piggyBac transposable element derived 5. Lineage: Eukaryota; Metazoa; Chordata; Actinopteri; Gymnotiformes; Gymnotidae. Gene Ontology annotation, cellular component: nucleus. Gene Ontology annotation, molecular function: transposase activity. Gene Ontology annotation, biological process: non-replicative DNA transposition. The record is from RefSeq and is a predicted model, not a curated record.